AAAUGGACUUGUAUUUAAUAAAAAUCAUUGUAUUAUUUGCUGGCUUAGUUUUGUCAAAAUCAAAUGGCAAGCAAAUUAUUAAUUUAGCUAGUCAUAAUGCAACUGGUAUACAAACAAAUCGGCUUUUUCCGGUGACACUCCCACCGAUGCUAAACGACCAGUGCUUCGACGCCUCUAACCAAUCGGGCGUUUGUUAUACGCGCCUAAAAUGUAGACUAAUAGGCGGCGCCUACAGUGGUAUCUGUGCCCUGGGCUUAGGUGCAUGUUGUGUGGUGUCCCAGUCGUGUCAUAAACAAACCUCGGAUAAAGUGGUGUAUUUCAAGAACCCUGCUCACCCACAAGUUGAUACUAGCGCCCAGUUAUGCGAUAUGACUGUCAAUGUGAAGGACCCAGAUGUUUGUCAAGUGAGACUAGAUUUUGUGGACUUCCAGUUGGAUGAGCCCACACUCGGCGACUGUAUGGGCGAUAAGUUUAAGGUUACGGCGUCAGGGGGUAGUCCACUGGAUAUACCGGUGCUUUGUGGACAGAAUGCAAAUCAACAUAGUGAUUAUAGGUGGCACGUGAAGGUCACGCAAAUUGAUUGCAAACUUGGAUACAAAUGGCAAUUAUUGCCGGACAACAGUCAAUCUGAAUAUCCGCCGGCGCCUAUCGGUUGCCUACAAUACUAUACGCCACCUGCCGGUACAGUCGAGUCGUUCAAUUUUGGUCAAUACAUAAAUAACGUCGACUACGCCAUAUGCAUCGAACGUCAAGCUAACACGUGCAGGGUCACCUACCAGGCCACCGAUAAUAACUGGUCUCUAGAUAGCACCCAGAUAUCAAAGGACCUUGCUGGUGUAGGCGAUGCAACAUGUAACACUGAUUACCUAUUAAUACCUGGUGGGUCGGGUAGUUCAGUGCCAGUUAACACCCCUACAUACGAUCGAUAUUGUGGUGGGCGUCUAAAUUGGCAAAAUGGAGUGGCGUUGGAAGCUCCGGUAGUUUCAAAAACUCACGGUCCUAUUGUGCUAUGGUUUCAUUCGGACAGCAUUCAGGACCCGACUGUUAGCGAGGGAUUCCGUUUGCGUUACGAACAGAGCUCUACUGAAUGUACUACCGGUCCGUAUAGGGAUGUCACCGGUAGUGAAGCGGUUAGAAAUUCCGGCGCGAAAGUUGUGUAA
Oppiella nova is the source of this 1160-nucleotide messenger RNA. The record is from the annotation of a GenBank genome assembly. NCBI's taxonomy places the organism in Eukaryota, Metazoa, Arthropoda, Arachnida, Sarcoptiformes, Oppiidae.